This is a messenger RNA of Mizuhopecten yessoensis (Yesso scallop), 2684 nucleotides long. Its product is annotated as UDP-N-acetylglucosamine--dolichyl-phosphate N-acetylglucosaminephosphotransferase-like. Gene Ontology annotation, biological process: protein N-linked glycosylation; dolichol-linked oligosaccharide biosynthetic process. Gene Ontology annotation, molecular function: UDP-N-acetylglucosamine-dolichyl-phosphate N-acetylglucosaminephosphotransferase activity. The transcript has 8 exons. Lineage: Eukaryota; Metazoa; Mollusca; Bivalvia; Pectinida; Pectinidae. Bases 78 to 1292 code for a protein of 404 amino acids. The record is from RefSeq and is a predicted model, not a curated record. Gene Ontology annotation, cellular component: membrane.
AUCACACGAGAACUGACAUGGCGGAUAAAGUAAUAUUUUCACUUGUGGUUUAGAUAAGAUUUUAACAAAUUACGAAAAUGGAGCUUAGUAGUACACAGACACACCUUUUGAUCAACACAGGAAUGUCAGUUUUGGGCUUCCUGUUUUUGUUGAACAUAAUCCCAAAGUUUAGAGACAUGUUUGUGGCUGCUAACCUCUACGGAAUCGACAUGAGCAAACCGGGGCGUGUGAAAAUCCCAGAAGCCCAAGGUGUGGUGUGUGGAGCCGUGUUCCUCAUCAUCAUGUUUCUCUUCAUCCCGUUCCCAUUCUACAAACAUCUGGCUGUCAACCAUUCUACUAAGUUCCCCCACAAUGAGUACAUCGAAUACAUCGCGGCACUGCUGUCCAUAUGUUGUAUGAUAUUCCUGGGAUUCGCUGACGACGUGUUGAACCUGAAGUGGCGUCACAAGCUAUGGCUACCGACCAUGGCGUCCCUUCCUCUUCUCAUGGUGUACUUCGUCAACUUUGAUUCGACCAUCAUCAUCGUACCCCUACCUCUGCGAUCCUAUUUGGGUCACGACGUCAACCUAGGGGUGUUAUACUAUGUGUAUAUGGGCAUGCUGGCUGUGUUCUGUACCAACGCCAUAAACAUCCUAGCUGGAAUCAAUGGCCUGGAAUGUGGGCAAGCUGUGAUCAUUGCGCUUUCCGUCCUCCUCUACAACUUUCUUGAGAUGUCGGGUCCCUACCACCAGGCCCAUGUGUUCAGUGCCUACUUUAUCAUACCUUUCCUCGCGGUCAGUCUUGCCCUCCUCUACUACAACUGGUACCCCUCCCAGGUUUUUGUCGGAGACACCUUCUGCUAUUUCUCCGGAAUGACUUUUGCUGUGGUAGCUAUCUUAGGACACUUUAGUAAAACCAUGCUUCUCUUCUUUAUACCUCAAGUGAUAAACUUUGUGUACUCCGUACCUCAGCUCUUCAGAAUGGUACCCUGCCCUCGUCAUCGACUGCCAAGUUACGACCCAAAGACCGAUAAGCUGAAGAUGAGUAUGGCUGUUAUGAAGUCCUCCAAUCUAAAUCCCCUGGGGCAGGGCAUUAUUUGGGUGAUGCGGACCCUGGGGGUGCUCCAUGUGGAGGAGGAGAAGGAGGAGAAGAUGACCUGUAAUAAUAUGACGCUCAUUAACCUCAUCCUAAAAUUCACGGGUCCACUUCACGAACGAACGCUGUGUGUGAUACUCAUGAUAAUUCAGGUGCUGUGCAGCUGUGUAGCAUUUUUUAUACGAUAUCAAUUGGCCAAAGUGUUCUAUGGAGACUGAGUGUGAUGUGUAACAAACUGUUCCGUUAGACUCAAAGUUAGACUGUGGGAGUGGCCGGGGAUACCCGAGUGACCGUUCGAGGGACUGACCAGAAGGCUUAAGUCACUGACCAGUUAAACAUACCAUUGGGAUGAUCUUGAUGGAAUGAAUGCAUGUUGCCAAUAUCAAACGUGUAACCUGCCAGGGCCUAAAUUGAGAUAUUAAAUCUUUGCAAUUUGGCAAUAUUCAAAUUUCUUUUAGUAGCAAUUUCUGCUUCAAAUUUUUCUGUGCACAUUUAAUAUAUGAAAUAUGAAAUAUUAAAUUUUCCAUACUGAAUACUGGGAAAUUUUUCAUUGCAGUAUAAUUUUCAGGGUUUUUUCGCCCUCCAUAAUGAGGGCAAAUUUAUCAUAACAGGGAACAUUUGAAAUCAACAUAAUAUACAUAGCAAAUAAAAAGUGAAGAGGUAAUUUCAUAUUGAGCGAAAAUGAAUUUUACUGUCAAAGGGCGAAAUUUUUCCAGUAUACAGUAUGCAACCAGCACAACAAGAUAACUAAAAGAGUUAAUUUUACAAAUAUAAUGAAUAUUUUUCUGAAAUCUCAAAAUUACAAAAGUUGAAUAUUUUACCUGCUUUUCCAAUUACUCAACCUAACAAUUUUGUGUCUGUUUUAUUCAAAGACUAUGUAUCAAUAAUUGCUGGGCUGUGUCUGUGAGAAAAAUACUAAAAGUGUGUUAGCGCUAUAUGUAGUGAGGGAUUGUAUGUGUGUCUAUGAUAUUAACCAUUUAAUUUGGUUUCUUAAUAACAAACUAUUCAGCCAAGCGCUAUAGGUAGUGAGGGAUUGUAUGUGUGUCUAUGAUAUUAACAAUCUAAUUUGGUUUCUUAGUAACAAAAUAUUCAGCCACAUUUAUUACAUGAUUUUAUAACAGUAAAAAUAACCUUUUUGAUGAAUGUGUUAGCUAAUUAAUUUGUCUGUCUGUCGGUAAGAGAGUGUUUGAGGUAUUCUUUUUAGUUAAACUUCACAUUUAACACGGUCUAGGGACGCCCAAAUUUCACUCGUUAUAAAUGGUUCUCGCUGUAAACUGUUAAACCCAAUCAAUCUGGAGAGUCAACUCCCAUCCACUGUCAUUGAAUUGUACCUACUUCAUGUAAAUAGAAAAUUUGUCUGCUAGAUAACCGAACUACUUGGUAUUCAAUCGAACGUAAAACCAAUCAAACAAUGAAAGUGUAAAAAAAUAAACCAAAAAAACCCACACAAAAGCCAAAUUCACCCCACAGAUUUUCACAAGAAUCAGUCUCCUUGUUUUUAAUCGCUCAACAAAAUCCUUUUAUAGCCCAACAUCAGAUAGUGAAAGUUUGUUAUUGGUGUUUCUAGGGAAGUACGGGAGGGAUCUUUCUCAAAUUUUAAAUGUAGGUUC